Molecule: messenger RNA, 2277 nt
Organism: Pochonia chlamydosporia 170
Lineage: Eukaryota; Fungi; Ascomycota; Sordariomycetes; Hypocreales; Clavicipitaceae
Product: glycosyl hydrolase
Exons: 8
Coding region: 1-2277 (758 amino acids)
Biological process (GO): glucan catabolic process
Molecular function (GO): beta-glucosidase activity
Source: RefSeq, a predicted model, not a curated record
AUGCUGCUUUCUAGUAUUCUUGCAGUACUACCUCUGCUCGGAGAGCGAGCAUCGGCGCAGCCAACAUCUUCUUUAACACAUAGAGAUGGCACCAAUGACUGGGGAGCCGCUCUCCAAAAGGCGAAAGCUAUGGUUGGCAAGAUGACCCUUGAAGAGAAGGUGAGCUUAACUGGUGGUGUCUCGGCAAAUAAUGGGUGUUCUGGGAACAUCGCCGCCAUAUCCAGACUCAACUUUCCGGGCAUGUGUCUUAGUGAUGCUGGCAACGGACUACGUGCAACAGACGCCGUCAGUGGGUUUCCAAGUGGCAUACACGUUGGAGCAAGCUGGAACAAGGACUUGACCCAGAAGCGAGGUGCUGCAAUGGGUAGGGAAUUUAAGAAGAAAGGCGUGAACGUCCUCCUCGGACCUGUAGUUGGUCCAGCAUGGACGGUUGUCCGAGGCGGUCGAAACUGGGAGGGCUCGUCGGCAGACCCCCACCUCAGCGGCGCACUUGCGGCAGAAACUGUCCAAGGAGUCCAAGGAUCAAACGUCAUAACUAGUACAAAGCAUUAUAUUGGCAAUGAGCAAGAACUCAAUAGAGUCCCCGAUGGAGAUACCGAGGCCGUGUCAACAAAUAUUGAUGACAAGGCUAUGCAUGAGCUCUUCCUGUGGCCGUUCCAAGACACUGUCAAAGCUGGAUCUGCUAACAUCAUGUGUUCUUACCAACGUUUAAAUCAGACAUAUGGUUGCGCGAACGACAAGUCGCUGAAUGGUCUUCUUAAGGGAGAGCUUGGUUUUGAGGGAUUUGUUGUGUCCGAUUGGGGCGCCUUGUACGGAGGACUGGAGUACGCAACUGGCGGGUUGGACAUGGGAAUGCCAGACGCCGGAACUUGGGGAAAGACUCUAAUAAAUGCUGUCAAUAACGGCUCGUUCCCAGAAGCUCGAGUGACCGAUAUGGCCACCAGAAUAAUCGCCGCUUGGUAUCAAGUUGGACAAGACCAAGGUUUCCCAAAACCAGGUAUCGGCAUGCCAAAGAGCGUUAGCAAACCACAUGAUGUAAUUGAAGGUCGUGAUCCAAACGACCUACCUAUCAUUCAACAAGGGGCUAUUGAAGGCCAUGUUCUGGUAAAGAACGACAGAAACACCCUUCCUCUGCAACACCCAAAGAUCGUUUCGAUAUUCGGCUACUCUGCAAACACCCCGCCAAAAUGGACUGCUGCUGAAGAUACGGAUGGAUCAUGGACGACAGGACAAGCUCCUGCACUUGGUCUUCACAACGAUCAGACACCAAUCGGUCCGAAAGGAACUCUGUUCGGCGGCGGUGGCUCUGGUGCGGUUACUCCAGCUUCUUUCACAUCGCCACAGGACGCAUUGGCUGCCAAGGCUGCCAAAGAUGGAUUCACUCUGCACCAAGAUUUAAAUUCCAGUAAGCCGGUUGUCAACUCCGCCUCAGACGCCUGCAUAGUCUUUGGCAACGCAUGGUCAAGUGAGGGUUCUGACCGCCCCGCGUUGCAAGAUGAGUACACAGACACAUUGAUCAAGUCUGUGGCAAGCCAAUGUUCCAAGACCAUAGUUGUGCUUCACAAUGCUGGAGUAAGACUGGUUGACGGAUUUGUCGACCAUCCCAAUGUCACUGCAGUCUUGUUCGCACAUCUUCCUGGCCAGGACAGCGGUAACGCACUGGUUUCCCUGCUCUGGGGAGAAUCUAACCCAUCGGGAAAAAUUCCAUACACUGUGGCGAGGCAAGAAUCUGAUUAUGGCCCUCUGCUUAGCCCUUUUGCACAAAGCGGAAGCAAGUCUCCCCAAGCCGAUUACAACCAAGGAAUUUACACCGAUUACAAGUACUUUGAAAAGAAUCACAUCCAGCCACGGUACGAGUUCGGCUAUGGGCUAAGCUAUACACGCUAUGACUACUCCAAUAUCAAGCUUCAGGGACCAUCUGGCAACUUCCAGAGCCAGUGGCCGCAGGACAAGAUUAGCAUCGGCGGACAAGAAGACCUAUGGGAGACGAUCGCGACUGUUUCUUUUACGCUUGUUAAUGGUGGUCAUGUUGAUGGCGCUGAAGCUGCUCAGCUUUAUGUGCGAAUUCCGGGGCUUCGGGCUAAGCAGCUUCGGGGAUUCGAGAAGCCGUUCCUCAAGGCUGGACAAAAAACCGACGUCACUUUCCAGCUCACUCGGAGGGACCUCAGUGUUUGGAAUACUGAGGCGCAGAAGUGGCAGUUACAGAAGGGCCAGUACGAGAUUUACAUUGGGCGAAGUAGCACCAAGUUGCCUCUGAAGACUUAUUUGACCAUCUGA